AUGUACCGCCCGUAUACCCAAAGGCAUGUGGCGCAAACAUUGAAUAAUCGUUUCCCAUACACCUCGCUGUCCCCCCGGAAAGGUUCAGCCAGAGCUCUGCCAUCUCCGUUCCUCCUAGUUCUCUCCUCUCGAGUGUCCUACCACAACCGAUCUAACAACAAGAAGCCAAAGCCUGCCGAUUCCUUGGCCGACGCCUUUGAGUCAAAGUUCGAGAACAGGGUCGACAACAAGUCUGAUUCCAAGUUCAAGUUGAAUAUUGUCGAUUCCCGGCACGCAAAGACUGGUUUCGUCAACAGAGAUAGCGGAGCCAAGCGUCGAACCUUUAACAAGGACGUCCCGCUCGCCACCUCGAAUCCUACCAGGACACCGCCCGCCACCUUUUCUCCGCGAGACGCCGAGUCCUUUGGGAGAGACGCAGAACCUUUUCGCAGAGACGAGCCCUUUCAAAGAAGCGCAGAACCCUUCCGCAGAGACGAGCUCUUUCGCAGAGACGACAAGCCAUCCCGCCGAUACGAAGAGCCCUUUAGCAGGAAUAAGGAACGCUUCCACCGAGACGAGCCUUUUCGCAGAGACGACCGAGACGAACCUUUUCGCCGCGACGAGAAGCCUUUUCGCAGAAACCAGCCCUACCGCAAAUACGACGAGCCUUUCGGCAGAAAUAAAGAACGUCGCAGGAAUAGGGAGCCCUUCCAGCAGAAGUACGCCCUAAACACCAACCAUCCCGGUGGUAUCGCUAGGAGAGACGUUGUCCGUGGUGAUCCGGAAUCGUUCCCCAACAAGCGGGUUUUCUGCAUACCGGCCAAUUGGAACAAGGUCUCGGUGAAAAUUCCAGACUCUUGGAUCUACUGCGCCGACUUGAUUCAAGGACCAGAGACGGAACAGACAUACUAUACAAAGCUACCACCGGCUGGAAAGAAGAGAGAUAUUCGCGCUGCCAUGACGAACUACUUCCAGAUCGCGGCGACGCCGACGGCGGAUACGGGCCCGGCCCUGAUGCUGCACUUUGACCAGCGCCGCUACCUAUUUGGCAACAUUGCGGAGGGAACACAGCGAGCGUUGAGCCAACGUAAAGUGAGCUUGGGCAAGCUGGAGGUCAUGUUUAUUUCGGGCGCGACUAUCCAGCAGAACACUGGCGGUAUGAUUGGUAUGAUGCUUACAGUCGCGGAUGUUCUCGACGGCAGCAGGAGAGAGGUGCACGAGAGGAACCAGGCGAGGAAGGGCACGGGAAAGAAAUUGAUCGCGGCCAAAGGUCCCGAGCGGAUUGAGAUCCAUGGUGCCCAGAACCUCGCAUACUCCGUCGCAACAGCGAGAGGCUUUGUGUUCAGAAAGGGACUUCCGAUUCGUGCCGUCGAACUUUACGAGGAUCCGCGAAUCGCCAACCCCGAAGCCACCACUCCUGAUUGGCAGGACGAGCUAAUACAAGUCUGGAAGGUACCCAUCGCCUCCGAUCAUGUCAACAAGUCCCGUAAGAGAAGCCACGAGGUCAUGACGGCGGAAGAUGAAGGCCUGUCGAGCCCAGCCGGCGCUGUUGACGCCAAGGAGCAGGCCGUCAUUGACCGGGAAGCGAUCAAGGGUGUCGUCGAGAGCAUGUUCAACUCCAGCUGGACCAUGGACAAGCUGUACGAGACAAAACUUUCGCAGGUCCAGCUUCCCGCCACCAUCUUUGUCAGAGAAAACGGCAACAUCAAGAAGUACCAAGGUCCCAUGCCGGGCGGCGACGAACCUGUGCCUGACCUUGACGUUCUUGUGCGGUACCCUUGGCCGGCGGCCACGGUUGAGAAGUUGCCCAGCGCCUCCAUCUCAAACACUGCCGUUACCUAUAUCGUCAAGAACAAGGGCCGAAGAGGCAAGUUCAAUGCGGCUGCCGCGAAGGAGCUGGGCGUAAAGCCCACUGACAACAAGAAACUCACCGACGGAGUAUCUGUCCAGGGCAAGGAUGGUAUUACCGUCACCCCCGAGAUGGUUCUCGAGGCGCCGAUCAAACCUCAGGGCUUCACAGUCAUCGAUAUCGCAGACGCAUCCUACGUUGACUCGUUCCUCGGCAGACCAGAGUGGCAAAAUGCAAACUUGAUGGAUGGCGUACACGUCUUCAACUGGAUCCUUGGGCCGACCGUCAUCGACGACCCGAGAAUCCAAACGUUCAUGAAGGAACGACCGGAUGUCAAGCAUCUCGUCAUGUCCACCGAUACCAGCCCCAACAUGCUGGCGUUGGAUUCCUACGCAAUCCUCCACGGCUACCUGAGGCAGAUCGACCCUGACCGCUUCCCGCAACUUGCCUUCAACAACAAGGUCCGGGACCUCUCACACAUUGGCCCCAACGUGGAGACUGCUCGUGUGGGCAUGAAGGCGAAGCUGUCACCUGCCUACGAGCUUAUCAAGGAUGAGAUUGUUCCCCCAAUUUAUAACAAGUUCAAGGGCUCCGCAAUGGAAGAGGGGGUCAUUAGACUCGCAAAGGAAGCCGCAGACAAGAUCAAGGAGCCUGCUUUCCUAAAGGAGAUUGAGGAAGCAGAGAAGGACAUCCCGAAUCGCGACACGGAGAUCAUCCCUCUCGGCACCGGAUCUGCGGUGCCAUCAAAGUACCGCAACGUCUCGGCAACCCUUGUCCGGGUACCCCAGUACGGCAAUUACCUUUUUGACUGCGGUGAGAACACCCUCGGCCAGCUUCAACGAACAUUCGGGGCCGAGGAAACAACCAAAAUCCUCCAAGAGACCCGCUGCAUCUUCAUCAGCCACAUGCACGCCGACCAUCAUCUUGGAACAGCACGCUUCCUGCGCGCCUGGAACGAAGCCACUAUCCACCUCUCUCCCCAACCUCAACUCGGUCUCAUCGGCCCCGCCGCGAUGCAGUACUUCCUGAUGGAGUAUAGCCGCAUCGAGCCCAUCGCCUUCGGGCGCGUCAAGCUCAUUAGAAAGGGCCACUUCUUCCCCCACGACGAAGGCCGCCUCCCCGCCGACUGCCCGACGCGCCUCGCCUCCGCCCAGCUGGUCCCCGUCAACCACUGCAAAGAUGCCUACGCCGGCGUGCUGACCUGGCCGUCGGGCCUCAAGAUCGCCUACUCGGGUGACUGCCGCCCCAGCGAGAGACUCGUCGAGGCCGGCAAGGGCGCGACGCUGCUGAUCCACGAGAGCACCUUUGACAAUGACAAGAUGGGCGACGCGGUGGCCAAGAAGCACAGCACGUUGGGCGAGGCUCUCAAGGUGGCGAGCAACAUGGGUGCGCGCCGCGUGCUGCUCACGCACUUUUCGCAGCGGUAUGCCAAGCUGCCGCUCGUCGAGGAUCGCAAGACGGACGAUGGUGCUGAUCAGGCGGUGUUGAUGGCGUGGGAUCAGAUGAGGGUGAAGCUGGGCGAGUUCCGCCAGGCGCAGGCUUUCUUGCCUGCUAUUAGCCGCUAUGUGGAGUAUGAUGCCUUUAGGCAAGAUGGGGAUGAAUAG
Messenger RNA from Colletotrichum fioriniae, 3432 nucleotides. NCBI's taxonomy places the organism in Eukaryota, Fungi, Ascomycota, Sordariomycetes, Glomerellales, Glomerellaceae. The record is from RefSeq and is a predicted model, not a curated record.